AUGGAUGAAAUAUUUGCUGUAUUGAAGCAGAAAAAGGCUAGCAAGUCCACAUUACCAACAGCCAACUCAGCUGCACCAGGAAACACAGCCGGAUCUUCCGACUUUAGUGGUUUAAAACAAUCAAAAGAGCCUGCAAAAAUAAACUCAUGGAAUUCUGGGUCAGCAUCAAAAAAAUCUAAAAAGAAAAAAAGUGUUAUUGCUACAGUCAAGACUGGUAUAAUAUCAACAGAUAGCAAGACCGAUUUAGAACCAGCCUUGCAAGGAUCAGCAUUUGAAACCACAUUGGAAAUCACCAAAGAGCCUGCCGUUGAAACAGUCGAUUUUAGUGCAUAUCUAGCCGACAAGGCUAAACUAAAACAGACAAUGCCUGUAGAUGACGAGGGAUUUGCAGAUAGUCGAGGAAAUAAGCCACGGGCAAAAACUGACGAUGGACUCAAUAUUUACUCUGCAGAAGAACUCCAGAUUGGAAAAGGAGGAGGUAUAGUGGUUUGCUAUACUAUAAUUUUUUCAAUUCUGAUCUUGUCUGAGAGUCGAGAACAUCCAGAAACAAAAAUUGAUACUAACUUUAUUGAAUAUAUUCCCAACACGCUGCUUGAAUCCACCCGACCAUUUACGAUCGUGUACAGAUACGGAUCAAUGCCCCUUUGA
Batrachochytrium dendrobatidis JAM81 is the source of this 648-nucleotide messenger RNA. RefSeq lists its product as uncharacterized. The transcript is spliced from 2 exons. Lineage: Eukaryota; Fungi; Chytridiomycota; Chytridiomycetes; Rhizophydiales. Bases 1 to 648 code for a protein of 215 amino acids. The record is from RefSeq and is a predicted model, not a curated record.